CAUUGGCGCCAUCUAGCGGUUAAAUGUUAUAAUUGCACUAAUACUAAAGGCGCUUCUGCUUGGACGUGCUUUGUUUCACCUGCUUGUCUACAUACCUAUUAUCAAUUUAAGAAGUGCUUACUCAACUGCUUUUCCACCAUUUGGUAGACAUGGCGUCAAUAAAAGAAAGAGCCGCGGCGUUAAACCUUGCAGAAAAGUUGUGUGUGCGUCCUCAAGCUCAUGGAGUGGUCAGUAAACCCUUCCAGUCUUCCUUCAUGUGGAGUGGCCUCAUCUCCCACCUCAGGUCUACCGUGACAGUGAAGCGUCGACGAGUCCACCUCAAGUCUCACAGCGACUGUUUCCUCGGCUCAGAGGCUGUAGAUGUAGUGGCAGAAUACAUUAGCUGUGGCAAACUCUUUGUGGGCGCCGAUGUGUCCAGGGACAAAGUGGUGUGUGUGUGCCAGGCUCUGUUGGACUGUAAUGUGUUUGAGGCAGUGGGUACCAAAGUGUUUGGCAAAGACAAGAAGCAGAAUGUGUUUCAGGACAGCAAGAGUGCUCUUUACAGGUUGGUCGGUGUGUGCUCUCCUUCGGUCGAUGAGUUGGAAAGAGGUGCUCUUGUGAAGGGGAUCCAGAAACUGUUCUGCAGCGCUCCUUCAGACAGGCAGGAAGAGCAGACAUGUGAGCCUCUGGUGGACAGUCUGAGUGCGAGUCCCAGCAGAGUGCAGACUGACACUGUUUUACCACAAUCAUUGAUAGAGGAGGUAUGGCAGGAGCAGACUCUGCUGAGGCUGUUUAAGGUGGUGGAGCUCCCCCUGUUGGAAGGGGUGCUACAAUGCUGCCAGACCCCAUCCCCUCCUUCUCCAUCAAACCUGCUGGCUCACAGUAACCCAGACCUGAUCUACAGCAGCAACCACCUGGACAGGCAGAUCCUCAAGGCCCUCAGGGACUCUCAGGAGGAUGAGUGGUUCUGUGCAGCUCUGGACUGUCUGGACUUCCUCCCUGAUCAGCCAGUGGUGGAGCUGAGCAGGGAGCUGCCUCACUGUUUCCCACAAGAUCAGGAGAGCUGGGAACAAGUGUCAGCUGGGAGCAGUUCACAAGAUGGAGUGCAGUCUCAGAGGUCUGUGUCCACCCCGGCCAACAACAGUGAUGAGCAUCCUCGUCUCUCCCAGAAUGGUUUGGCUCAGUGUAAGCUGCUGCUCUACAGGACCCUGAUGAAACAUUACGGCCACACAGACAGACCUCCCCUGAUGCCCCAGCACAUGGCGGACAUCUACACCGCCGUCACUGACCUGCUGGUGAAUGCUAAAUUGGGCACGGCUCUUGAAGCUCUGCAGUUGUGCCUGAAGCUGCUGCCUCCUGGCUGCAGAGACGAGCUGUGCAAGCUGCUUACAUUCAUGGCUCUGGCAGCUGACCCACAAGGGAUAAAACUGGACAAGGAGAUGGAGAACAGACAGGCGGUGAAGAAGUUUUUCUUUAGGGCGAUCAUCUACAGCAGGGUUCUUUCAAAGGAGAAAGAGGACCUGAUGGUGGUCUUCAUGCUCAGCAACAUAAGGGAAAUGUUUAAGAUACCAGGGGCUCUGCACAAAGGAGUGAGUGACCAGCUGGCCGGCCUCGUACAGGGGAAGCAGCCCGAUGUGACUGGCUUUACUUUCUGUCAGCAGGAGACAAAGGAGACAACCAAGCAGGCACUGUGGCCUCUGCUGAACACCAUCCACCUGGACACCAAGAUCUCUGCCAAGGAGAAAAGACGCCUACUCAGACAGUUUUAUCAAGCCCACCCAGAGAUAUUUAACCAGUACUUUGGUGAAUCCGCUCUUAAUGUGCUGUAGUUUUGUGAAAACAAUGACACAAACACAGUCUAUCUCUCUCUUCUACAGUCAGUUUCACCAGUAGCUAGUUUUUUUGUUUAGUUUUUUGGUAAAUUGAUGGUCUUUUAGACACAAGCUAACUGACUUAAAGACAUAUUUGUGACUGACCAUAGAUCUUUGUGGAAAUAGUCAAGAUAUCUCCAGCAUAUGAUGGCACUUGUGUGGGUGUAUUUGCUUUAUUGACAAUAUAAACUGUUGAUAUGUGUGUGUGUAUGUGUAUGUAUGUAUGUAUAUAUAUAUGUAUGUAUGUGUGUAUAUGUAU
Messenger RNA from Cottoperca gobio, 2109 nucleotides. Its product is annotated as DEP domain-containing protein 7-like. NCBI's taxonomy places the organism in Eukaryota, Metazoa, Chordata, Actinopteri, Perciformes, Bovichtidae. The transcript has 12 exons. Gene Ontology annotation, biological process: intracellular signal transduction. The coding region runs from base 150 to 1808 and encodes 552 amino acids. The record is from RefSeq and is a predicted model, not a curated record.